Hippopotamus amphibius kiboko is the source of this 1970-nucleotide messenger RNA. RefSeq names its product proline-rich protein HaeIII subfamily 1-like. The record is from RefSeq and is a predicted model, not a curated record. Bases 1 to 1023 code for a protein of 340 amino acids. The transcript is spliced from 2 exons. Lineage: Eukaryota; Metazoa; Chordata; Mammalia; Artiodactyla; Hippopotamidae.
AUGAGACGAGCGCAAAGCUGGAGUCUCCACGAUCCACAGCCACUUACACCCGACUGCGGGAGUCUUCAAUUACAACCUGCGGGCAGAACUCCCACAAAGGGGAGCCCCGGGAUCUCCGGGCCCCCCAACCCACCUUCGCUAAGCCCAGCCCCGCGAGGUGGGAUCUCUGCUCCGGCCCACGACCUCGGCCUUUCUUAUGCGAUUACACGCGCGACCUGCACCCGGGCUGGGCAGACGGGAGGCAAACAGCUCGCCGGACCCGGCGGCGGCCGAGGGUGCUGGGAGUGGGUGGGAGGACAAUACGGAGUCGCGCCGGCCGCGCGGGCGGUGCUGAUGUGUCACAGCCCCGGCGGGCGGGCGGGCGGGCGGCGCGGCGGGGGGAGGCCGGGCUCGGACCCGGGUGCCCGAGAGGCGGGGUGGGGGAGGCGGAGCGGGCGCCCGGGCCCCCGCCGCCCCGGCGCAUCCCGGCCCCCCGCCCGCCGGCCCGGGGUAAAGUACAGCGCGGGCGGGUACACAGCGGCGCCGGCCGCGCGCGGGGCCACGGAGCGCCGACCCGUCACCCCUUCCGGCGGCCGCUUCCAGGGACGGGAGCCGCGGCCGCCCCCCGCGGGCCCCGCUUCCUGCCCCCCGCCCGGAAAGCAGCCGCCCGGGGCGCCCUCGCCGCCUCCCCCGGGCCUGCCCGCGCACCGCCCCUCACAGGCCGGCGGCCCCGACCGCGCGCCGCCGCCGCCGCGCGGACCCUCCCGGGAAAGGGCGCCCGAGACAGGGGAGCCACUCACCAGAGCCGAGGCGCUGCGCGGCCCGACUGACGGCAGCGAGCGAACCCGGCGGGCCGCGCGGGCAGCGAUCAGUGUUGUCCGGACACCCGGAAUCGAGUGCCAGCGGACACCAGCAGGGAGGACGAACGCCGGCCACGUCCCUCCACAGACCAGACCCCCUCAGCGGGGGAUAGCUUCUGGCAGCCCCCGCGGCAGAGCUCCUCUGCUGCCUUCUCCCGGGGGUGGCGGAGCGCAAGUUAUUUGAGCUUGCUGAUAGGGAUGCACCAAGAGCAUCCAGGAUUUUGUAGAAAGCAUCUGGCAGCCCCGCUGUUGUCUGACAGUGAAAACAAUGGCGUCGGCUAACAGGUGUUCCCUUUAAGCGGUGGCUGCCAGGAAACUUGGAGCCAGGUUCAGCGCCCAGUGGUGUCAGCCGGCUCAUCUCAAGCCCUGGUCAGGCUUUCAUCGUCUGCUGCUUAUUCCGGUUUAUCCAACUGUCAGUUGUAAAAUUAAGUUCCCAAGCCAUUUAGCAUCUGUGGAGUUCAAAGCACUGACUGUGCGAAAAGAUGCACACCUGGCAAAGCCUACACUUACCAAUCAAUCUAAAGGGAGACCCGACCGCACUGGCAGUGUGCCAACCGACCUGAUUGGAGUUCCGGGUCUUGCAAAGGGAUUUUGCCUUUGGUUUUUGGGUUCGGGUGGAAAGACAGAAAGAAACUGAUGGCUGGAGAGCAUUAGCACCAGAAUGUGUGAGCUCAUUCUUGCACACAGGAGGACCUUCCAGAGCAAAAAAAAAAAAAAAAAUAGAAAAAAGAAAAGGGUACCAUGUUAAUAAAAUCAGGUAUUAUAACUAACAUGACUGCGUUUGUACUCACAGGCUGUGAGACUUAGGGACAUUUGAGUUACAUCCAAAAUACAUGAGAAGGGGACUUCCCUGGUGGCACAGUGGUUAAAAAUCCGCCUGCCAAUGCAGGCGACACAGGUUCCAUCCCUGGUCCAGGAAGAUCCCACAUGCCUCAGAGCAACUAAGCCUGCAAGCCACAACUCCUGAGCCUGAGUGCCGCAACUACUGAAGCCCACACGCCUGGAGCCUAUGCUCCGCAACAAGAGAGGCCAUCACACUGAGAAGCCUGUGCACCACUCAAAGAGUAGCCACCCCCCCGCCCUGCCCCCCGCUGCAACUAGAGAAAGCCUGCCUGGAGCAAUGAAGACCCA